AGUGGAGCUCGCCGUAUCCCGGCGUUGACCGCCGGCCCUAGACAACCUCAAACCUGCCUGUAACCACAUCAUCAAGCUAAACCUCGAAUAUCCGAUCAUGGUUAAGCCAUUGACAUUCAAAGGCGACAAGAAAGUCAAGAAGCGCAAGCGAACAGACCCCGAGAAAUCCCAACGCGAUGGCGUAGACGACGAAGCUGGGCAGUUGCAAAAGACGGGCGAAGAUGCAGAGAAUGACGACAGUUGGGUUUCUGCUGAGGCAGCGACUGAUGUUGUUGGGCCGAUCAUGAUUGUUUUACCGACGGAUGAACCGUCGGCGCUGGCGUGUGAUACGACUGGGAAGGUGUUCACGAUUCCGAUUGAGAAUAUCGUUGAUGGGAAUCCUACGACGGCGGAACCGCAUGAUGUGCGACAAGUCUGGGUCGCGAAUCGCGUUGCUGGAACAGAGAACUUUCGCUUCAAAGGCCAUCACGGAAGAUACCUCUCCUGCGACAAAAUCGGUCUCCUCUCAGCCACCUCCGAAGCCGUAUCCCCCCUCGAAUCCUUCAACGUGAUCCCCACCGGCGACACCCCCGGAACCUUCCAACUACAAACCCUGCGCGACACAUUCCUCACCAUAAAAGCACCCAGCAAAGCCUCCUCUAAAGCCGUAGACGUGCGCGGCGACGCAGACACCAUCUCGUUCGACACAACGUUUCGGAUAAGAAUGCAGGCGCGGUUCAAGCCCAAGUUGCGCGCGUCAAAGGAGGAAAAGGCGUUGGCGAAGAUUAGUCGGAGGGAGUUGGAGGAGGCGGCGGGGAGGAGACUGGAUGAGGAUGAGGUUAGGAAGUUGAAGAGGGCGAGGAGGGAGGGCGAUUAUCAUGAGGCGUUGUUGGAGAUUAAGGUGAAGAGUAAGCAUGAUAAGUUUAGUUGAGGGUACAAAGGUCAUGGAAGAAAGACAAUGGGGAUAUCCGUGGUUCAAAAUCAGAGACUGCUGUGAGUAUUGAUGCCUACGGUGUCUGGUGCUUUCGGCUAACGCCUUGUCUUAGCAAAGGCCACCAACAGCUGGCUCAACAUUCAUGAAUUCAAAAGUUAGGCGGACUUGGAUGGCUGGGUCGACGGAGACUACUGCUCGUACCUAAAAACAGAUAAAGUGUGCUUUGGUCGAAGCUUAUGCAGCCAAACACUUACAUCGAAUAAUACAUAAUGAAAUUGCAUCUUCAACAAAAGACACCGUCCCUUCAUGAUUCGGGGGGCAAUUCUGAACGAACUGAAAUGAGCGUAUUACCUCUCAGUAACAUGUCCUCAAUUGAGAUAUGCCAAAACAUACACUCUGCCG
This is a messenger RNA of Fusarium odoratissimum NRRL 54006, 1315 nucleotides long. RefSeq lists its product as uncharacterized. Gene Ontology annotation, cellular component: nucleolus; striated muscle dense body; catalytic step 2 spliceosome. The record is from RefSeq and is a predicted model, not a curated record. Bases 98 to 910 code for a protein of 270 amino acids. Gene Ontology annotation, molecular function: actin filament binding. The transcript has 2 exons. Lineage: Eukaryota; Fungi; Ascomycota; Sordariomycetes; Hypocreales; Nectriaceae.